This is a messenger RNA of Rhododendron vialii, 921 nucleotides long. Its product is annotated as F-box/FBD/LRR-repeat protein At2g04230-like. The transcript is spliced from 5 exons. Gene Ontology annotation, molecular function: protein binding. NCBI's taxonomy places the organism in Eukaryota, Viridiplantae, Streptophyta, Magnoliopsida, Ericales, Ericaceae. The record is from RefSeq and is a predicted model, not a curated record. Bases 1 to 921 code for a protein of 306 amino acids.
AUGAGUGGCUCAACUUCAGACAUAAUCAGUAAUCUCCCGUGCAAUGUACUUGAACAAAUCUUAAUGCAUUUAAGCUUAGAUGCUGCGGUGAGGACAAGUGUUUUGUCAAAGAAGUGGAGGCAUAUCUGGACUAAGCUUCCCCAACUUGUGUUUGAUGAGACGUUCUCCGAAGGAUGUAGAAGUGUAACGACGAACAAACUUAUGAUGACUAUUUAUAAAGUUCUGCUACAACAUCGCGGACCGGUGCUCAAGUUUAUAGUCUCUUCAGUGGAGCUGGAGAGCUGUCCAGAGAUCGACCAAUUGAUACGUUUUGUGUCAAACAAUGGCAUCCAAGAAUUGACCCUUAAACUUUGCAAUGGUAGACCUUAUAAAUUGCCGUCAUCACUAUUUUCUUGUCAAGUAUCAAUUUGUAUGUUUUCGUCCUUGUGGAAAUUGGUACCUGAGAAACAAGAAACAUCUGGGUCAGUCAUGCUUACUGGUGCUUUUCCUGUCAUUGAGCUUUUGGAAUUGGACCACUAUCAUCUCAAGGCCAUGGCUGCAGAUGAGGUCUCUAUGGUUCUGUGCUUAAUUAGAAGCUCCCCAAACUUGGAAAAAAUUCAAAUGAAGGCAUGUCCGGGUGAAGCUGCACCUGUUCUAGAACUUUUACAAGUGCAAGGCUGGUCGGAUAUCUCAUUAAAUCAUCUUCGAGAAGUGGAGAUACACCAGGUAUCUGGCACAAGACCUGAGUUUGAUUUCAUCAAAGGUCUACUAGCCAAAUCGCCUAUUCUGGAGAGAUUACUUAUCAAGUUGAACCCAAAGGAGGUUUUUGAGGAAUUGAGGAUUUUGAAGGAGUUGAUACGAUUCAAACGCUUAUCACCUGAUGCAGAAAUUAUGUUCAGAAAUAAAGAUGAAAUAUUACGUUACAGUGGUGAGUUAGCGUAG